Molecule: messenger RNA, 783 nt
Organism: Procambarus clarkii (red swamp crayfish)
Lineage: Eukaryota; Metazoa; Arthropoda; Malacostraca; Decapoda; Cambaridae
Source: RefSeq, a predicted model, not a curated record
AUGGACCACAUGCUUCAAGCAAACAAAAAUGGACCACAUGCUUCAAGCAAACAAAAAUGGACCACAUGCUUCAAGCAAACAAAAAUGGACCACAUGCUUCAAGCAAACAAAAAUGGACCAUAUGCUUCAAGCAAACAAAAAUGGACCAUAUGCUUCAAGCAAACAAAAAUGGACCAUAUGCUUCAAGCAAACAGAGAUGGACCACAUGCUUCAAGCAAACAAAAAUGGACCACAUGCUUCAAGCAAACAAAAAUGGACCACAUGCUUCAAGCAAACAAAAAUGGACCAUAUGCUUCAAGCAAACAAAAAUGGACCAUAUGCUUCAGACAAACAGAGAUGGACCACAUCCUUCAGGCCAACAGAGAUGGACCACAUCCUUCAGGCAAACAGAGAUGGACCACAUCCUUCAGGCCAACAGAGAUGGACCACAUCCUUCAGGCAAACAGAGAUGGACCACAUCCUUCAGGCCAACAGAGAUGGACCACAUCCUUCAGGCAAACAGAGAUGGACCACAUCCUUGAGGCCAACAGAGAUGGACCACAUCCUUCAGGCAAACAGAGAUGGACCACAUCCUUCAGGCAAACAGAGAUGGACCACAUCCUUCAGGCCAACAGAGAUGGACCACAUCCUUCAGGCCAACAGAGAUGGACCACAUCCUUCAGGCAAACAGAGAUGGACCACAUCCUUCAGGCCAACAGAGAUGGACCACAUCCUUCAGGCAAACAGAGAUGGACCACAUCCUUGAGGCAUACCCCAACCUGUGAGCGGCAGUGGAACCCAUAG